Mus musculus (house mouse) is the source of this 1429-nucleotide messenger RNA. RefSeq names its product mitochondrial ribosomal protein L9 (gene Mrpl9). The coding region runs from base 28 to 825 and encodes 265 amino acids. The record is from RefSeq and is marked validated. Gene Ontology annotation, molecular function: structural constituent of ribosome. Gene Ontology annotation, biological process: translation. Gene Ontology annotation, cellular component: mitochondrial large ribosomal subunit; ribosome; mitochondrion. NCBI's taxonomy places the organism in Eukaryota, Metazoa, Chordata, Mammalia, Rodentia, Muridae. The transcript is spliced from 7 exons.
CUUCUUCCGCCUGUCCGCUCCGCUGUCAUGGCGGCCUCUGUGGCUCCCGGGGUUAGGACUCUGUGGUGGGCAGGUGCUGCUUGGCUGCGUCAAGGAGGCAUCCGGGAGCUAUUCCGGCCGCGAAUUGAAGGGAGUACCCCGGGGCGUGACUUCAGUCUCUCUCAUUAUCAGAGCACGGUCAUCGUGGAGCGCUGGUGGAAGGUGCCGCUCGCCGGGGAGGGCCGAAAGCCGCACCUGCACCGGCGUCACCGCGUGUAUAAGUUGGUGGAGGACACGAAACACCGGCCCAAAGACAACUUGGAGCUCAUCCUCACGCAGUCUGUGGACGAAAUUGGAGUCCGGGGUGAUCUGGUCUCAGUGAAGAAAUCUGUGGGUCGUAACAAGCUCCUUUCUCAGGGACUGGCAGUGUAUGCUUCUCCUGAAAAUAGGAAGCUGUUUGAAGAGGAGAAAUCGCUGAGACGCGAAGGAAAACUGGAGAAGAUCCAGACAAAGGCAGGAGAGGCGACAGUGAAGUUUCUGAGAAGCUGUCAUCUAGAGGUGGGAAUGAAGAACAAUGUCAAAUGGGAACUAAACCCUGAAAUAGUUGCCCGCCAUUUCUUCAAGAAUCUUGGUGUGGUGGUUGCCCCACAUGCUCUGAGGCUGCCAGAGGAGCCUAUCACUCGGUGGGGCGAGUACUGGUGUGAUGUGACUGUAAAUGGACUCGACACUGUGAGAGUUCCUAUGUCCGUAGUGCUCUUUCAGAAGCCCAAGACGAAAAGAUACAAGCACUGGUUAGCCCAGCAAGCUGCCAAGAGCGUGGCCCCCACCAACCCCCAGGCUGUCUGAGUCAAAAGAGCCGUGGAGCAGCCUGGCCAGCACUUGGAGCUACCCCAGCUCUGAGCAGAUGUGGAUCAUUGAGAACAUGUGGACUCAGCAGACUGAGCUGCACAUACGGGGCAGGUUCGCUGUGGUUGUCAUCUCCUUCAGUGGUCAUCGUAGCCAGCUGUGUUGCCUCGCUCUGCAGGCAGUAGAUGUAAUAAGCUGAAUAUCAGUGGCCAAAACAGUCUUCUUAGCCGUUCCAUCUUUGGGAGAGUUGGUGGGAACAGGUGCAGGGGCCUAGCCACUAUUCUGACAGUUGUUUUAUUCUCAGCCAGACUGUGUCUUGUGCAGAAAUGAAGAGCUGCUUAACUGGGCUUCAGUUGACGGGGCAGGAUAUCCAAGUAAGGUGUCUUGAGCCAUGGAGGGCUGUACAAAGGAGGAAAAUAUAGCCAUUCUCUGUGUCCUACAGCUGCCAUGAGCAGACUGCUCUGAACAUAGCCAAUUACAUCUGCUCUUAGAGCUUUCUCUCUCCAUGUGGUUGAUAGAGUGGAUUCCACUAAGAUCUGUAUAAGGCCUAAGGAUGAUUGACAGAGAAAGUGAAGCUGGGAUUAAAGAUGCUUAAAAAGAAAAA